AUGCUUGUCGAGCUCAAGAAUGGCGUUACCUUCAACGGCCACCUGGUCGACUGCGACCACUUCAUGAACGUCACGCUGCGCGAAGUGUACCAGACGAGUGCCGAUGGAGAGAAGUUCUGGAAGAUGAAGGAGAUGUUCAUCAAGGGCAAUGUCUCCUACCUUCAAGCUGGUCUACGUCUAAGGACUAGCUGA
Molecule: messenger RNA, 192 nt
Organism: Trichosporon asahii var. asahii CBS 2479
Lineage: Eukaryota; Fungi; Basidiomycota; Tremellomycetes; Trichosporonales; Trichosporonaceae
Product: glycine rich protein
Exons: 3
Coding region: 1-192 (63 amino acids)
Biological process (GO): mRNA splicing, via spliceosome; spliceosomal snRNP assembly; nuclear-transcribed mRNA catabolic process
Cellular component (GO): P-body; U6 snRNP; spliceosomal tri-snRNP complex
Molecular function (GO): U6 snRNA binding
Source: RefSeq, a predicted model, not a curated record